Molecule: messenger RNA, 2334 nt
Organism: Ruditapes philippinarum (Manila clam)
Lineage: Eukaryota; Metazoa; Mollusca; Bivalvia; Venerida; Veneridae
Product: scavenger receptor cysteine-rich type 1 protein M130-like
Exons: 5
Coding region: 635-2107 (490 amino acids)
Cellular component (GO): membrane
Source: RefSeq, a predicted model, not a curated record
AUUGAAACGUUUAAAGUUGCGAUUAACAAGACCAUCGACAAACGUUUCAAGACAUAACUGCUGAACAAGUGAAAUAUAAGGGCACCAUUGAAACGCUCAAAGAAGUGAUGAACAAUACCAUCGACAAACGUUUCCAAAACAUAACUGCUGAACAAGUGAAAUAUAAGGACAACAUUGAAACGUUAAAAGAAGUGAUUAACAAGACCAUCGACAAACGUUUCCAAGACAUAACUGCUGAACAAGUGAAAUUUAACGACACCAUUGAAAAGUUCAAAGUUGCGAUUAACAAGACCAUCGACAAACGUUUCCAAGACAUAACUGCUGAACAAGUGAAAUAUAAGGACACCAUUGAAAACGUUCAAAGAAGUGAUGAACAAUACCAUCGACAAACGUUUCCAAGACAUAACUGCUGAACAAGUGAAAUAUAAGGACACCAUUGAAACGUUCAAUGAAGUGAAUGAACAAUACCAUCGACAAACGUUUCCAAGACAUAACUGCUGAAAACAAGUGAAAUAUAAGGACACCAUUGAAAGCGUUCAAAGUUGCAAUUAACAAGACCACCGACAAACGUUUCCAAGACAUAACUGCUGAACAAGUGAAAUAUAAGGACACCAUUGAAACGUUGAAUGAAGUGAUGAACAAUACCAUCGACAAACGUUUCCAAGACAUAACUGCUGAACAAGUGAAAUAUAAGGACACCAUUGAAACGUUUAAAGUAUCGAUUAACAAAACCAUCGACAAACGUUUCCAAGACAUAACUGCUGAACAAGUGAAAUAUAAGGACACAAGUGAAACGUUCAAAGUUGCGAUUAACAAGCGCAUCGGCAAACGUUUCAAAGACAUAAAUGCUGAACAAGUGAAAUAUAAGGACACCAUUGAGGCGUUCCAAGUUGCAAUUAACAAAACCAUCGACAAACGUUUCCAAGACAUUACAGCUGAACAAGUGAAAUAUAAGGACAGGAUUGAAACGUUCAAAGUUGCGAUUAACAAGCGCAUCGACAAAUGUUUCCAAGACAUAACUGCUGAACAAGUGAAAUAUAAGGAAACCAUUGAAGCGUUCAAAGUUGCGAUUAACAAAACCAUCGACAAACGUUUCCAAGACAUUACAGCUGAGCAAGUGGAAUAUAAGGGCACCAUCGAAACGUACAUACUUGCAAUAAACAAUUCAUUGGACAAACAAUUCGAAUAUAUUUCUGCUAAGCAAGUCAAAUACAGGGAUGAACUAAAAGAAUUUUUGGAAUAUAAGGAAAAGGACACAAAAAGUUAUCUCAGAACUGUAUUUUACAACAUUUCUACAUUCAAAAGUAAACUUAGGGCGGAUGUAAAUGAAAAUAAUGAUAGUAUCAAAGAAAUGGAUGAAAGCUUUCAACGUAUUUCAUCAGACCUUGCAUCAUUACACAUGAGAGUAGAAGAUAACAGAAAUACGGUUGAUACUCUGAGUACAUUACUGAUAGAAAACAAAGUUCGAUUGAUGAAUGGGUCACAUCCAUAUGAAGGGAGACUUGAAGUAUGGCAUGAAGGGUCUUGGGGAACAGUAUGCGAUGAUGACUUUACAGCGCAGUCUGCAACAGUUGUUUGCAAGAUGUUAAAUUAUCCACAUACUAAUCCUUUGGUAUUUAUGUCCGCAUACUUCGGCGCCGGAAGUUUGCCAAUACACUUUGACGAUUUUGAAUGUACUGGAACUGAGAUAAGCUUACUGCAAUGUCCACAUAGAAGUUGGGGAUCAAAUAAUUGCAGUCAUAGUGAAGAUAUCGGCAUAUCAUGUACACAAGUUCGAUUGGUAAGCGGGUCAAACCAAUAUGAAGGGAGACUAGAAGUAUGGCAUGAUGGGUCUUGGGGAACAGUAUGCCAGGAUUAUUUUACAGAGCUGUCAGCAAAGGUUGUUUGUAAGAUGCUGAAUUAUCAACAUACUAAUUCUCUGGUACUUUGGCACGCACACUUCGGCAUAGGAACAUUGCCAACACAUUUGGACGAUGUUAAGUGUACGGGAACGGAAAUAAGCUUAUCUCAAUGUCCACAUAGAGCAUGGGGAUCUCAUAAUUGUGGUCAUCAUAGAGAUGUCAGCAUAUCAUGUACUCCUGGUAAUUAUUUAAAAGUCUAUCAUUAAAAUGAAUUAUCGCAUGGUUUGGAACUUUUCCUUUGUUCUUACUAACCCAUUAUACUCAGUACACUUCAAUGAGUGACUGAAAACUGUAUUGAUAUAUAACAGUACAGUUUUUUCAUUGAUUCAUAUAGGAAAAAAAAGACUGUUAUAUAUCGGUCGAGUUAUUUUCGCACCUUGUAUAUAUCAAUGCAGAUUUUUUCAUAGAGGCUCCAAUAGGGCAGUGGUAACGA